Messenger RNA from Oncorhynchus tshawytscha (Chinook salmon), 2987 nucleotides. Its product is annotated as kinesin-like protein KIF18A. The coding region runs from base 97 to 2757 and encodes 886 amino acids. Gene Ontology annotation, biological process: microtubule-based movement. The transcript has 17 exons. Gene Ontology annotation, molecular function: ATP binding; microtubule motor activity; microtubule binding. The record is from RefSeq and is a predicted model, not a curated record. Lineage: Eukaryota; Metazoa; Chordata; Actinopteri; Salmoniformes; Salmonidae.
UGCAGCCAUGUCAAAGUGGUUGUACGUGUGCGGCCAACUAACGACAAUGAGAAGUGCGAGAACUUCAGGAAUGUGGUCCAAGUUGUGGACAACCACAUGCUAAUAUUUGACCCCAAGGAACAGCAAAUGACAUCUUUCGGGGGACCAAGAGUUCGAAACAGAGAUGUCAACAAGAGAGCCAAUAAGGACCUGAAAUUUGUCUUUGAUAAUGUUUUUGGGGAGGAUUCUUCUCAGGUGGAUAUCUUUGAGAACACCACUAAAAGGAUACUUGAUGGAGUGUUGAAUGGCUUUAACUGUACAGUCUUUGCUUAUGGCGCAACAGGAGCAGGCAAGACACACACCAUGUUGGGCUCAAGCAAUGACCCGGGUGUGAUGUAUCGCACCAUGACGGAGCUCUUCAACCGUAUGGAUCAAGUCAAGGAAGAGAAAAUAUUUGAUGUAGCAUUUUCUUAUCUUGAGGUCUAUAAUGAGCAGAUCCGAGACCUCUUGGCUAAUGUGGGCCCUCUUGCAGUGAGGGAGGACCCCUCGAAAGGAGUGGUUAUCCAAGGCCUUACUCUGCACCAGCCUAAGUCUGCUGAGCACAUCCUUGAAGCUUUGGAUUAUGGCAAUCGGAAUAGAACGCAGCACCCCACUGACAUGAAUGCCACCUCGUCACGGUCCCAUGCUGUAUUUCAGAUUUACUUGAAGCAACAGGACAGGACGGCUAGCCUUAAUCCAAAUGUCCGUGUGGCCAAAAUGAGCCUGAUUGACCUCGCUGGCUCCGAGCGAGCAAGUGCCACUAAUGCAAAGGGAGCACGUCAACGGGAAGGCGCUAACAUCAACCGUUCACUCCUUGCCCUGGGAAAUGUUAUCAACGCUCUGGCUGACCCUAAGCAGAGUAAGAAAGCCCACAUACCAUACAGGGACAGCAAGCUAACACGACUCCUUAAAGAUUCUCUUGGCGGGAACUGCAGGACGGUCAUGAUUGCCAACAUUAGCCCCUCCUCCAAAUCUUAUGACGACACCCACAACACACUGAAAUAUGCCAACAGGGCCAAAGAGAUCAAAUCAUCGCUCAAGAGGAAUGUUGUCAGCUUGGACAGUCACAUCGGCCAGUAUGCAGUGAUAUGUGAGAGGCAGCGAGAAGAGAUCGUUCAAUUGAAGAAGAAGUUGAAAGAAUAUGAGGAGAGGAAGAUGGACCCUCUUGUUCCUGGAGGCUCUAAUACCAUUAAUACCAUCUCCAGUCAGAACCAAACAGAGAUUCACAAGGUGUCAGAGUCCCUACAGAGCAUUUUCUCCAGCCGUACUCAGAUCAGGAGGGAGCACCUUGUUCUGGAGCGCCAGCUGAAGGAGAACGAGUUACGUCAGCGCCACAGCGAGGAGUGCAACCAGCAGGCCCAACUCUUCAGUGCCAAAGACAAGACUGAGAAGGCCACCUGCAAGCACGAGCGCAAGCUGGCUUCCCUGCUCACACAGCAGCAGCACAUCCGCAAGAGGCUGGAGGAGGCUGAGCUGCGCUUCCUUGAGAACAACGGCUGGCUGCACCGCGUGGAGAAUGACAUGAAGCUACUGGGACAGGACUCCCAGCCACCAGUGGUACUCCAGAAGGACCUUCGCUGCCACAGGCUCCAGCUACAGGUAGAGGACCUCAAGCAGCACAUUGAGCAAAUGACCCACCUCAUCGGCAUCCAGGACCAGGAGAACAAACAGACUAAAAAAAUGGUGGACAUGCUGCUGCCUGCCUACAGCAGACAGUACUGGACGCUGAGGGGGUCGGGCCUGGUCACAGCUGCCGACGAGGCUGAGAACCAGGACCUGGAGCACCUGGUCCUCAGGGAGAGGGGUGUGGUGUGGGCCGAUCAGGAGAAGGCCGGGGAGCAGAAGGACGAGGAGACCCAGGCUGAGGGUUCCAGGCUUAGGCCAGAGCUCGUACCUAUCCUGUCAUUUUCACACCUCAUCUGUCCCCAUCAAAACAGUCCCUGCAGUAGUGCUGAGAAACAUAAGAGGAGAGUCUCGCUGCGCCUUCAACCCAAUUCAUCAUCGAAAGGCCAAGCGGCCCAGGUGACAGUGAUGGAACCAAUUCCCAAGAAACCUACCAGGAGGAAGCUGGCAGUGUCUCCACCAAACCCUGGGAGUGUUGUCUCCGCCUCAGCGCAGGUUCCCAUGGUCCUCCAGGAGGUUUUAAGACAGGAGGGGAUGUUUCCACUGCUCUACACUCCAGAGGCCAGCAGUACACUCAACAGGCCUUCACUCCUGCCUCUCCAGCACUCUGCAGUCAAUGACCCCAACAUGACAUUUGACAUUGAAGAUGGAGACAAUGAAGCAGCUCUUGCCAACGCUACCGCCAUCCUUUACCAAUGUAGCCCCAAUCAUCAGGCUGAGACUUUGUGCCCCUUGAGUCCAAGCCAACAGCAGGCUCCCCGAGCCAAUGACAUGAGCAAACCCCCCAAAAGACUGGAGAUACCAUCUCUGUUAGACAUCCGACGUGGCAAGACCUACAUGGCCAUGACUUCGGCUGCGCAGGGCAAACGCAAAAUAAACUGCAGCAGCAGAGAGCAGGAAAUGAUUUCAGCACCCAAGCGCAUAAAGCAGGACCCCACAGUAGUAGCAAGCAGACCACUAAGAGUGCGUCGUUUAGCUGGGUCAGAGGAGAACGAGCCCAGAAGAGUUAUGAGGAGUGUUUCUGAGGGGAAUCUCCACCUCAUGGAUGUUCAGAGGAAAAAGUCCAUAUUCUAUAAAACCUCCCAGAAAUUCAAGAGUGUGACAAAGAGGAUGUGAGACCUGCUUUUGACCAGAUGUUGCUGAUGUCGUGUAGAUAUUGGGGAAUUGUGUGUAGCUAUGGAGAGAGAAAUUAAGUCCUAUGGAUUGCUUGAAUUGUGUAUGAUUUUGAAGUUGUUCUUAGUUUUAUUUUUGGUUGUAGAAUUAAUGUUUUUACAUUAUUUCCUACAUUAACAUUUGUUGUACCAAUAAUUUGUUAUUUAGUAAUAAAAUGUUUAACUACUAAUGUG